AGUGGUUUUAGUUAAGGAGGAAGAGAAGGGCAACAUUAUAUAUUUAGUUAUAAUUUUAGAAGUUGUGCACUCUCCGCCCUCUACUUUGUAAUUAAUUUACCUAAUUGGUUUAGUGGGCAGCAGGUUUGACCUUUGACAGUUGUUGGCAACCCUGGCAAUAUUUGACAGGUCGAACAGCGUCUGGUCCUUUUUUCUCUGCUUUCCGAAGCCGCCGGAUCAUUGCUUUGAGCGCUCGUACGAAAAAGUGUCUUUUCUACAUUGUUCUUUGUAAUAAUUGAUACAUCGUCAUAACCGCAUCUUGCAUUGGUUUUGUUGUGCGAAAACCUACUGUAAAGAUAUCAUGGAAAGUUCAGAAUCAGAAGACGAUCAGACGAAGCACGGAAGUAAUGGUGUAACGCCAGAUGCCGCCACGGAAGAUAUUGACGCUAUGGAUGUUGAGACGCCGGAAGCAUGUGAGUAUCUCGAUCCGGUAGGGAUCCGGCUCGGACCAAAGCAACCCAAAAAGUCGUCGGAGAACGAAGACGUUAUUGUAUGCAUUUCGGACUCUGAUUCCGAGCCCUCGACGCCCGAAGACGAAUUUUCGACAUCCGACCAAGUAGAAGGCGAAGAAGAAAUUGAGGCAGAAUCGACACCGGAGUCCGAGACCUCGACGCCCGAAGACGAAUUUUCGACAUCCGACCAAGUAGAAGGCGAAGAAGAAAUUGAGGCAGAAUCGACACCGGAGUCCGAGACCUCGACGCCCGAAGACGAAUUCUCGGAAUCCGACCAAGUAGAAGGCGAAGAAGAAAUUGAGGCAGAAUCGACACCGGAGUCCGAGACCUCGACGCCCGAAGACGAAUUCUCGAAAUCCGACCAAGUAGAAGGCGCAGAAGAAAAUAAGGCAGAAUCGACACCGGCGUCUGAGUCCGAGACCUCGAAGGCCAAAGGCGAAUUCUCGAAAUCUGGAAAAAAUCUGGUAAAUCGUUCACUAGCUAAUCUGGUGGACCCCACCGAUUCCUAUCGUUUUCUGUUGCCUCUACCACCGUUGAUUCGGAGAGACAGAGUUACUAACACUCCAAUGGCGAACAACAAAACGCUCAAUCUACCACUUCCUCCAUUGACGUUGGCGAAUCGGAUUCCGUUGCCGGUAGUGCAUUCGGAAGUAGAUUCUCCGGAAGAACAGCCUUUAGAAAAAAAACCUCAUCAUAUUUUCGAAAUUUCGGAUGACGACGAUCUGAGCAAACCGGCAACUUUGGACGGGUUGAGUUUCGAUCUAACUGGCGACGACAGUGAUGAAGAGUCCAACUCAUUUUUGGUAGACAAAAAUACAGACAAUUUGCAAUCCGGGGUUGCCAGUGAGCAAGUAGCAGCCCCCAAUGAAAAUGAUGAAUCCAUGAGCGAGCCGCUGAUUGAGGGUAAUGUAGGCGCGGUAGAAUCUCAGCUACCUCGUCAAUCCGACAAACCAACCGGGAACAAUGAUAAUGCAUCGCAAUCCAUGACCAACAGUGAGCAAUUAGCAGCUCCAAACGAGGACGAUGAAUCAAUGAGCGAGCCAAUUAUCGAGGCUAGUGUAACCGGAGCCGAAUGCCAGCUACCUUGCCGCCAGUCCGACAAGCCCACAGGGAACAAUCACGAUGCAUCGCAGCUAGUGAGCGAUAUACUUGUGCCUUCCGGUGAGGGUGCUUCAACAUCAUUGACAGGAAACCAGCGUCACUCUCAGCCAACAAAUACCAGCGUUAGUCUUUUUCGCCCAGCACCGCUUAUCCAUCCGUACAUCAGCACUCUGUUUAGGCGAACUGCGCCUGGGCUUCCUAACUUCCGCGUAAAUCAAACUCAUUAUCUCGACAGAAUUUUGUCCGCAGUCUUUCCAAAUGACCAUAAUGAGCCGGUUUACACUAGAGUCCCCGGUGGUUUUGAAUACACGCGGCUUCUCCAACUCUUCUCGAGAAAAAAGAAAACCAAACGGAUUCAAAGUGCGUCAAACCGUAGAGAUAUGAUGCUAAAGUCCCCGUUCUAUGAAGGGCGGACCCGUUACGGAGGAGCGUCCGCGGUCCGAAGCAAUUCGGACAAUCAACUUUUCCAGCGGCCAUUGACAACUCGCCAAGACGCUCUACCGACCAAUGCUGGCCAGAGUCAGCUAUUGACUCCGUUGAUGUCAUCAACUUCUACGAGUCCGUCAACCGACGGAACGGAUAAGUGGCGCCAGUUAACCUACCCGAGUAGCUACGAUCGCCCAACUUGGUAUGAUUCCAAGAAUAGAAUGACACGCGGUCGUGUGCCGAUGACGGAAUUGGUCAUACCCAAUGUCGUCCAGCUGUUGCAGUACAAGCGGCAGUUGCUAACGAAGGAUACGUCGGGCAGAUCCGAAGAACAUCAAAAUCCCAAUGCUGUUGCCGGCAAAACCAACUCACCACCGCCUCCCGACAUAGCGAGUGAAGUUGGAAAACGUGAUCAGCAAAUAACGAAGAUAAAACCGGCUAUAACACGGACACGCCCAAGCACUACCACUAAUGCUAGCGACCUAUUUACACCCGCGCCACGCCACGAGCUCCCGAACGUAGCAUUGCAGGGGCUGACUUCGUUGCCGAAGCUGGAUCUACCACCGGAGUUCUGUUUUGGACCGGGCUCCUCACAACCAGCCUGGAAAACGUUGAGCUCAAUGAAUCAGCCGGCCAGAGACAAUAUGCAGCAGCAUACUGUGUGUAUGUACCCGAUACCCGUGAUUCCUGAUGGCGAAGCGCCUUCAUCCGAGACAUUUCAGUUUAGUCAACCCGAGAACUUGGGAAGCUGGGCAACCGAGGAGACUUAUUCAAGCAUUUCAGAUCCGCCAACUGCGUUCGAUUUUGUGGCACCUGUUCCUAUGGACAUCAGUAGCGUUUCUGGAAUCGUGGAAACUAAUGCACAGCCUGAUUCAGACCUUUCAAUUAAUUUGCCCUCGUUCGCCCAGCUAUCGAGAACAGCGACCGGCACAUGGGAAUGCCCAACCUGCAUGGUAUUCAAUGCACAAAGCUUCAAUCGCUGCGCUGCAUGCGAGUGUCCACAACCCGGAACAUCGACAAUGGAAUCUAUCCAGCCGUCCGCGGCUGCCCCUGCCCCUGCCGUCGAUUUCAAAACACUCGUUAGCACACAGGCCGCCAACGGUUGGGAGUGUCAGGAGUGCUUUGUGCGUAAUGCAGCAAAGGAGCAGCACUGCGUUUGCUGUGGCGCUAAACCAAAAGUAUUGACGGCCAGUCAGCCGGCUCCUCUGGCAGUGAUGAAUCAGAGUCAGCCUGCUGCUAAAAUUAUGCCAGCGGCAUCUGAUCAUUUUAAGGCGCUCGUGCACCUCCAAAAAUCAGACAAAUGGGAAUGUUCGACGUGCCUAACGCGCAACGAUAUUGCGUCGAUGAGAUGUGCUUGUUGUGAGCAGCCGAAACCGUCCACUUCAAAUCAACCGGUAAUGAAUCAACUUACGUUUGGUAACUUCCCGGCAGACAAUCUAACGCCGCAGCAAACAAAUUUCGGCAACACCAGCGCAAUGCAGACAGUCGGAGCAGUACCCGACAAUACAACAUCAACAGUGACUUCUGCGGCCAGCAGCGAGCAGUUGCUGCAACCAAAACCACUGUUCGAUAACAACAGCAUCAACGCUAACCAAAUGAGGACUAGUUUGCCUUCCUUUGCCACGAUGAAAGGUGCACAGAAGUACGAAGGUGUCAAACCGGUCGCGAUCUCGGCACCCGCCAUACCCAACGUAGAAACAGGACCUUCUAAAUCCCGUUCAAAGUCCAUCGCUGCCACGGCUGUCGGAGUAACAACAAGAAGUAAGACGUUGCUUAAAAGGAAAAGCGACACACAGGAUGAAAGGCAGCAAACGGUGCCAUUUUUAGGACGACGAUCCCGGCGCGGCAAUUUGAUAUGGACUAGAAGCGAAGCGGAUCAGAAGGCUGGUGCCAAACGUAACCCUAAUCCGCCGACUAAGCACGACGAUGAAGAGGAGAAACCGUAAUAGGUUUUACAUUAUUUUCCACAUAUUAUUUUCCACACAUUAUUUACGUUUAGAGUUAUAAUCGAAAUCAAAAGAGAACUGUGUUACUGCGAGGAAAGAAACAACAGAUGGUAGAAGAUGAGGCGAUAGGGAGAGAGGGUCCCAGCCGAUGCGGACUAGAAGCGAUGCGGAUCAGAAGGCUGGUGCCAAACGUAACCCCAAUCCGUCGACUGAGCACGACGAUGAAGAGGAGAAACCGUAAUAGGUUUUACAUUAUUCUUAUUUUAACAUUAUUUUCCACACAUUAUUUACGUUUAGAGAUCUAAUCGAAAUCAAAAGAGAACUGUGUUACUGCGAGGAAAGAAACAACAGAUGGUAGAAGAUGAGGCGAUAGGGAGAGAGGGUCCCAGCAAGUAAUGAGAAAUGACGAGUAAUCAGAAACGUGAAAUGAAAUAUUAAAUGAAUUCCUUUUGUUCAUGUAUUGUUCAAUUAAAUUGAAUAAAACAUAUUUUUUUGCGGCCAUUGGCCAGCACUCAGCAAA
Anopheles darlingi is the source of this 4484-nucleotide messenger RNA. RefSeq lists its product as uncharacterized. Lineage: Eukaryota; Metazoa; Arthropoda; Insecta; Diptera; Culicidae. The transcript has 4 exons. The record is from RefSeq and is a predicted model, not a curated record. The coding region runs from base 341 to 3964 and encodes 1207 amino acids.